AUGCGGCGACAGGCGAGUCGUGUUCCCACACGGCACUCGCCGGAAUCUUUGGGCCACAAAGCACCCACCGGCCGAGAGAUGAACCACAAUAUGCUACGUCCGAUCAAAUACACCGAACACCGGGAUGUUACAAAGAAAAUCACUAAGCCACCCAUAGUGAAGCAUAAGAGGUUUUCCGAUAACCGGAAAGUUUUGGAAUACAACUCCGGUAUUCCAAGGUCUGUACGGAUAUCGGUUACUGACCCUGAUGCCACAGACUCCUCGAGUGAUGAAGAAGAUGAGCUUUUUGGGCGACACAGAGUGAAGAAGUAUGUGAAUGAGAUUAAUAUCGAAAUUGCUAGCAAAAGCAGUGUGAUUGUAGAUAAUAGGAAGAAGGUAAUGGGAGAGAAAUUUCAGGGUAAACGGAAGCCGACGAAGGAAACACCGGCGGGUAAUGUUAGGAAGUUUCGUGGAGUCCGGCAACGGCCGUGGGGGAAAUGGGCGGCGGAGAUCAGAGACCCGGCGAGACGUGUAAGGUUGUGGUUGGGUACUUACGACACCGCCGAGGAGGCUGCUAUGGUCUACGACAAUGCUGCUAUUAAGCUCCGUGGACCGGACGCUUUAACCAACUUCACCAUACCUCCACUUCAAGGAAAACGAGAGAUUAACAUGACGUCAGUUUCAGGCUACGAAUCCGGUGAUGAGUUUCGCAAUCUAUCAUCUCCGACUUCGGUUCUACGCUUCAGAACCAGUCAGUCCAGCGAAGAAACUGAACAACAGAGCCGGUCUGAACCAGUUCAAAAUGAUGGAGUGAAAGAAGCUGAAGAGUAUCAAUCAGUUGCAGCUCCCAUGGAGUUUCAACCAGUUCAUGAACCGGAUUCGGGUCCUCAACCGGGCCAAGAAGAUGAAGAGUUUCAGGGUGAAACGGAUUCAUCAGUAGAUUACUCCAGUGAAUUUUUGCCAAUGGAUACACCAUUUUUAAACGAUCUCUUCAAUUUCAAAUCUCCAGAUCCAAUACAGUUCGAUGAGGAACCCAUCUUCUCCAAUAACUUCUUCACUGAAGAUUUUAGCUCACCAUUUAAUGACCUCUCGGUUUUUCCCAAUAAAUUCCUGAGUGAUGAAGAUAUGGGCAUGUUCAACGACUCAGUUCAUAAUCUUGGAUCAUCGUCUAUGUUGGAGGUGGAAGAUUUUUUUGGAGACUUCACCUCCGACGCUUUAAUGGCGCUAUGA
Messenger RNA from Ilex paraguariensis (yerba mate), 1209 nucleotides. The record is from the annotation of a GenBank genome assembly. NCBI's taxonomy places the organism in Eukaryota, Viridiplantae, Streptophyta, Magnoliopsida, Aquifoliales, Aquifoliaceae.